CUCUGCAUUUUGUUUCUGUUUCAACUUGUGAAUUUUAGUCUUUGCCAUGGACAAUAGCAACGCAAGCAGGAUGAGCCAGUUUACCUUUGAUCAACUCGGUCACAGUGGUGUAGCGUCAAACCCCUACGCUCACGACGCUUUGGUUCCACAAGACCAAUCACGCAGCGGAUCGACACCAUUCUCCUACCUACAAAAUUUGGCGGCACCAAAUCUUCAGCUUCAGGAUCACCAGCACUAUGGAAACUUGUUUGAUGGAGUAAUGUUUCCCCCCUUGCCAGAAGUCUCUACGGGCAUGGGCUCCAAUGUGAACACACGACUCGUACAUCAUGAUGCGUUUGCGCCUUUGGGUGAUAGUAAGUUGAUGGCAGCACCAGCGCCAGCAAUGGCCUUACAGCCAAGACGACAGCAUCUCCAGCCGCCAAAUAUUCCUGGCUUACUUGACUUGCUACCAAGCCCACACGACCUCAGCCAGUCACUACCACAGAGUAAAGUAUUCGGAAAGCAGCCGUCAUUGAAAGAACCUGAAAAUCCAGCGACAACAUUCUCCUUCCACCAAGGUCAGACGGCACCGAUCCUCCGCAUAGCCUAAUGCCGGAUAACCAGCAUACUUCCAAUAGCUUGAGUGAUGCAGCACUCUUUCCGUUCCCGCCACAAGUUUCUAAAGGCGUCAGCUCAUUUGGAAAUAUAGGAUUCCCUCAUGAUGUGUUUGCGCCUACUGGUGACACGAAUGCGAUGGUCGUGUCAAGGCAAGGACGACAAUAUAUUCCAAGUUUACCGGAAAUGCCACCAAGUCGUUGUCACGACCUCAGUGAGCCACUUCCACAGAACACCUGCCUCGGGCAGCAGCUGUCAAUGAAAGAACCUGAUAACUCAGCGACACCAUUCUCCUUAAACCUAGGUCAAGCGGAACCACUCCUUCAGCCUAACCUACCCAAUAGCUUGAGUGAUGCAGCAAUCUUUCCCUACCUGCCAAAGGUCUCUACCGCUAUGCCCUCCGAUGUAAAUACAGGAUCACAUCAUGAUGUGUUUGCGCUAUUGCGUGGUAGUGAUGUGAUGCUAUCACCAUCACUAGCAAGGGGCCUACAACAACAACAACAACGACAACAACAUCACAAGCCGCCACUUAUUCCCAGGUUGCAUGUAAUGCCACCACAUCAACACGACCUCGUCGAGCCGCUGCCACAGAGUAACUUACUUGGACAGCAGCCGUCGACUAAAGAACCUGCAAAAUCUGCCAAAGACAAACUAGUCUGCCCGGAAUGCAAUAAGAGUUUCUCGUAUCCGUCGGAAUUCAAAAGACACAUAUCGGUGCACACUGGCGAGAGGCCAUAUCCUUGCAGAGAGUGUGGAAAAACCUUCAAGAUGAAGUAUUAUCUAAAUAUUCACAGGAGAACACACACAGGUUACAAACCAUAUAUGUGCACAAUCCCGGGCUGCGAACAGGCAUUCUCACAGUCCGGCCAUCGCAACCGCCAUGUGCGUACCCACAAGGCGAAUAUCGAGAAGCAAGCCAAACGUGCCAUUGGAUGCAACUAAACAGACACUGCUCCAGCAUCUCCAGUUCAAACACGACAAUGUCGGCAGGAGCACCAAAUCAGAAGAUAACAGCGCCAGGAAAUGCGGUUAUAGGGGUGUACGUUUUUGUAAACAUGCUUUCUGUGUUGGCGUGCACUGUGUGGAAUUUGAGCAAUAGAAUGAUCUGACAAGUGUGUGUGUGUACAAGUAGUAUCCUGGCCUAAACUGCAUUUGCUGCUGCACCCAUCCUAACACCCUCCGCUAUCAACACAGUCACGUCUUUGAUUUAUAUUUUGCAAAACAGUAUAUUAUGUACAGGGUAUUAUUGUUGUAGAACGAUGUGUUGGUUUUCUGAAUGAUGAAAUUUCCUGUGUCUCUUGUCUCGCGUAUAGUUUGUAGUGGCAUUUUUGGUUUUGUCGAGUUUUGACUUGUUUUGCUACAAUGUCCGAUUGUUCGUUUGUGGCUUUUUUCUUUUAGUGCUGCGGUUCCUUUUGCUACAUGUGGUUGUUAUAUAAUCCAAUACUAGUACAAUACUAGUAUUAGAGAAACCUUGUUAGAGUUCACACAUGUUGCUAGUUUCAUG
Molecule: messenger RNA, 2098 nt
Organism: Sycon ciliatum
Lineage: Eukaryota; Metazoa; Porifera; Calcarea; Leucosolenida; Sycettidae
Product: zinc finger protein 629-like
Exons: 1
Coding region: 589-1536 (315 amino acids)
Biological process (GO): regulation of transcription by RNA polymerase II
Cellular component (GO): nucleus
Molecular function (GO): DNA-binding transcription factor activity, RNA polymerase II-specific
Source: RefSeq, a predicted model, not a curated record